UGUGUGUAUUUCCUCCCGUUCUUUAUCAGAGCCCCCGAAAUAAGUGGGAAUGGGUAGUGGCUGUUCACAUUCAGCACACCUUUUCCAUUUGCUAAUAAGGCCUUGCCAGGCUGGAAGGGAGUUGUCUCUGCCUGACUCUGGAGAGAAAAGCCACUGAGACGAUCCACGGGCACCAUGAAAUUCCUUCAAGUGACCAUCCUUUGUCUUCUUCUGCCCAGUCUUUGUAGCGGUAAAAAAGACACAGAUGUUAACAAUACAGCCACUCUUGUAUUAUCAACAACAACAUUUUCUGCGGCACAAACAUUUACAGCACAAACAACACCAACUACAAAGUCAAAUCCUGUUACAGAAUUGAUAGGUGGAACGUCUUCUACAGGAAUAAUCAGUAAGAAAUCCUUAAAUGCAUCUUUGGGGCCAACACAUCCUUCAUUACUGACAACAGUUAAAAGUGAAGGAACCACAACCAGUGAUGUCAUGAAGACUGAUUUCACUGGCACAGAUGUAACAGUGACAAAGAUUCCGCUUUUAAGUGCUACCUUAACAUUACAAAGUCCCCAACACAAGACUGAGAAUCAGAGUUUGAUCAAGUCAAAAGAAACACCAGCUAGCACUCUACAACCAGAUGCAUCGCCUUCUCAUACCAGUACAUUACUCUCAAUCUCAGUAACAAUUCCAGGAAACAUCUCCCAGUUUCAAGGUACUGAGGAUGCAAAAAAUGCAAGCUCUUCUUCAGCCAGCCCCUCUUAUUCCAGUGUCAUUUUGCCAGUGGUGAUUGCUUUGAUUGUAGUGACACUUUCAGCAUUUGUUCUUGUGGGUUUGUAUCGAAUGUGCUGGAAGGCAGACCCAGGCACACCAGAAAAUGGAAAUGACCAACCUCAGUCCGAUAAAGAGAGUGUGAAGCUUCUCACUGUUAAGACAAUUUCUCAUGAGUCUGGUGAGCACUCUGCACAAGGAAAAAGCAAGAACUGACAACUUGAUGAAUCCUCCCCACACCUGGGCCAUAAAUAUGCUUAAUCUUCAGCUUCUGUGCUCCAGGAAUAGGAAGGGAGAAAACUUUGUGGACUCAAUCCUGACUUCCAGAUCUGCUUUCCAGGCUGUGCCAGUCGCCUGUCCCAAUAGUGAUGUCCAGAUGGCAUGCAAUAAUUUCAUAGAAUCCAAAGGAAGCCUGGGCCUCUCCUGUCUUUUGAGAUGUGAACACAUUACCACAUUACCACAUUUUAUAGGAACAAUCUUAGGAGAUCGAGUUUUAGGAAGGACAUUUGUGAGCAGUUAACCUGACAGCUCAGGCAGGUGGGUUCAUGAUGACAUGACCUUCCUUUGAGUUUAAAGUUUCCAAAGUCGACAGUUCCUAUCCAUGGAGACUUCUCUGUUUUCUCAGUGUCCUUAUAUUACCUGAUGUUUGUAUUUAUUGUUUUGUACUAUGUUAAUGCAGGGAUAAUUUGCAAGUGUCUUAUUAAAUAUUAGGUAGAAAUCAUGCCAUGCCCCUUUGUACAUAAAGAUAUUUUAUUCAUAUUUUCAUGUGUUACUUUUAAUAAAUAAUUACAAUAUUCAACUCACUAAAGAUAUUGUAAUGUGACUGUGAAAAUGGCAAUGGUAUUGUUUUCAUAUAAUUAUGAAUAUCUAGGAGCUGAUCAUUUGAAUAUAAGAACUCACUAAUGAAAGACAUCUACAAUAAGUGAGAAACGAACAAAGGGUUCACGAAUCAGACUCCAUUAAAGGGAAGUUAGUUUCCCAUUUCUCUGGUUUUUCUAUUUGUAAUUCAUACUAUAUGACAAGGACAUAACGGCAUUUAUGAUGCUCUGUACUGCAUUCAUUAAGAUGAUAACAGGAUUGAGAUUUUUUGUAAUCCAUUUGGUUGACAGUGUCUGUGCAUUUUUAAUUUUUUCUGGAAAUGUAAUGAUGUGUUCUAGCAAUCAUUGUCAAAUCUCCAGUUUGUAGAAACCAACACUUCAUAAAUACAUAAUUAUGAUAUUA
This is a messenger RNA of Canis lupus familiaris (dog), 1974 nucleotides long. RefSeq names its product endomucin (gene EMCN). NCBI's taxonomy places the organism in Eukaryota, Metazoa, Chordata, Mammalia, Carnivora, Canidae. The transcript has 12 exons. The record is from RefSeq and is a predicted model, not a curated record. Bases 175 to 969 code for a protein of 264 amino acids.